AUGCGGUUAUCAGCGGCGGUCUAUAUUCUGCCGGGCGUUACCGCCUCAGAUGGCGUUAUGCUUUUGGCGUAUUUGCCUAUCACAAGACGCGAACCAGUCGUUUAUACAGGGGAGCUUGUCCAAAAGGUACCCAUCCGAUCACAGCUCGGCGCAACAGUGGGGAUGGUGUUGGGCUCGGGAAAGUCGCGGAAUCCAAGAGGAGAUCCCCGACGGAAAGGGAAACUAAAAAGCAUGCGACCGCAUGGCGCGUCCUAG
This is a messenger RNA of Bipolaris victoriae FI3, 255 nucleotides long. RefSeq lists its product as hypothetical. Lineage: Eukaryota; Fungi; Ascomycota; Dothideomycetes; Pleosporales; Pleosporaceae. The transcript has a single exon. Bases 1 to 255 code for a protein of 84 amino acids. The record is from RefSeq and is a predicted model, not a curated record.